Messenger RNA from Epinephelus lanceolatus (giant grouper), 900 nucleotides. RefSeq names its product pyroglutamyl-peptidase I like (gene pgpep1l). Gene Ontology annotation, cellular component: cytosol. Gene Ontology annotation, biological process: proteolysis. The record is from RefSeq and is a predicted model, not a curated record. Lineage: Eukaryota; Metazoa; Chordata; Actinopteri; Perciformes; Serranidae. Gene Ontology annotation, molecular function: pyroglutamyl-peptidase activity.
CUGCGGCCGCUAAAAUAAACCCUGAUGUUUUUCAGUGGUCUGUACCCAUAGUCCGGUACUGACUGCGUUAUGAGUGGAUCCGACAUCGUGGUGGUCACAGGUUUUGGACCUUUUCGACAGUUCCUGGUGAACCCCAGCUGGACAGCAGCCCAGGGCUUGAAGUUGGUCGGAUUGGGAGAAGGGACUGAUGUUUACAUCAAGAAGGUGCCAGUGAGUUAUGUGAAGACCCAGCAAAUCAUUGCUGAGAUUUGGCAAACUCUUCACCCAAAGUUUGCUGUACAUCUGGGCGUAGCCAGAGGUUCUAGUGUCAUCAUUCUGGAGCAAACAGGAAAGAACAGCGGCUACAGAGACAAAGACGUGUGCGGCUUCUGCCCUGAGAGUCACUGCUGUGUGGAGGGAGGACCAGACAAACUGGACUCGGUCGUUAAUAUGAGGGCUGUCGCCAAAGAGCUCCAACAAGCAGGGGCGGAUGUUGUUUAUUCAAGAGAUGCUGGCAGGUACCUGUGUGACUUUGCAUAUUACUGCUCACUGUAUUACGGUCAGAGGAGAGCGGCAUUUAUCCAUGUGCCCUCAUCUGGCAGCCUGACCUCAGGUGACAGACUGGUACCACUGCUGCAGAGCCUCAUUCUCGCCAUGCUGGACCAGCUGGAGGACUCUUCAGAAACCACGUGAUGAGAACAUGAGCGAGAGGUCUCUUUGCCGUCUACAACAGCCUCUGCAGCUGGGUGCCAGCUCUGCUCUGCAUAGAGGAAUUAUGGGUAGAGCUUUUCUUAAGCACGCGCCUUGCUUCAUACUCUAAAGCAGCAGUCAGGGGAGGGGGGACGGCUUGGGCUUGUUUUUCAGCAGCGCAGCAAGUGUCUUAAAGUUGACGUUAAGAUGUCCAAACCCAGGAAGCGAAGA